AUGCAACGGGAGGAAAGGAUAGAAAUGGAUAAUUUCAAUAUUUCCACUCCGGAUCUCUUAGAUUCAAAAAAGAAGCUUUAUCCCGUGGGUUGUAUGGGAUUUUUAAGAAAAACUUGGGCCAAAUUUACAGAUAUCAAAGAAGUAGACCCCGAUGAAUUGACCAGUUUGGAUCUUUUCUAUCUAAGUGAUUCAGAACUCGAGGAUUUGGAAACACCGCCGCGCUACAGGCCCGACAGUUUAGAGGCCCUUUGUAGGGCCACCCGUUUCAGCGAGGCCGAAAUAAAGAGAAUUUAUCGCGGAUUUAAGGCCGAAUGUCCUACCGGUGUCGUCAAGGAGGACACUUUUAAGAUGAUUUACGCCCAGUUCUUCCCUCAAGGGGCGAAUUGCAGCCAAUACGCCCAUUAUGUAUUCAACACCUUGGAUCAGGACCAUAGCGGACUAAUUAGUUUUGAGGAUUUUGUUCAAAACCUUUCGAUUCUGUCGCGAGGAUCACUAGACGAAAAACUACGAUGGGCCUUCUCGUUGUACGACAUCAACGGAGAUGGGUGCAUAACGCGCGAAGAAAUGACUGACAUCGUUAGCGCCAUCUACGAUCUUAUGGGUAAACUAGCCGAACCUUCCAUCGAAGAAGAUACUAUUAAAGAAAAAGUCGAUAGGAUAUUUCAGAAAAUGGACACCAACAAAGACGGCGUGGUGACCCUGGACGAAUUCCUAGAAUGUUGCCGUAAGGACGAAAGCAUAUCCUCUUCGAUGGCGGUAUUCGAUUCGUCGAUAUGA
Psylliodes chrysocephalus is the source of this 777-nucleotide messenger RNA. The record is from the annotation of a GenBank genome assembly. NCBI's taxonomy places the organism in Eukaryota, Metazoa, Arthropoda, Insecta, Coleoptera, Chrysomelidae.